AUGGCAUCUGUACGAUUAGAUCCUACGAGAAGGAAAAGUGUGCUGCGGGUGCUGUUCAUAUCCUUGCUCCUCGACCUUAUCUCAUUCACCUUUAUUCUCCCUCUCUUUCCAUCUCUACUUUCAUUCUAUAGAAGUCUCGACACUCGGCCAACAUCGCUGCUGAACAGAAUAAUACAUUAUCUCAAUGCUUACAAACGGUCCUUUUCCAUUCCCAUCAACUCGAAAUAUGACAUUGUCCUUCUCGGUGGUGCCCUUGGUUCUCUUUUCUCGCUCCUUCAAGCGAUCGCAUCUCCUAUCAUUGGUCGUGCGUCGGACAAGUAUGGCCGGAGAACAGCCCUCCUUUGGAGUAUGGUAGGCAACAUCGCGAGUGUGGCGUUAUGGUGUGCGGCGACGGACUUCCGAACGUUUCUGUUAAGCAGAGUCGUGGGUGGCCUGAGUGAAGGAAACGUCCAAUUGGCCACGGCAAUAGCAGCAGAUGUCAGCGAUGAAAGUCAGAGAGGCUCUACUAUGGCCUUGGUGGGCGCAUGUUUCAGCAUAGCUUUCACAUUUGGACCGGCGCUUGGAGCAGCUCUAGCCAACAUUACCUUGGUCGCAGCCAACCCUUUCGCAACAGCGGCCAGCUUCUCCUUGCUUCUCAUCUUGGUCGAAACUAUAUAUCUAUACCUCUAUCUUCCCGAGACACGUCCACCGAAAACCGCUUCUACAAUCUCCGAUACAAAACAGAAUGGCUCCACGGCCAAACAUCCAAUCCCUCCUCAAUCACAAGGACGCCAAACAAACAACCCUAUACUCCUAAACCUCACUCAUUUCCUCUUUCUCUUACCUUUCUCGGGUCUCGAAUUCUCCCUACCAUUCCUCUUAACCACAACCCUUUACCCAGACCAUCCCUCCCCUUCGAAGCUCAACGGCCGCCUCCUCGGUUUCAUCGGUCUCAUCGCCUCCAUCCUCCAGGGCAGCAUCGUGCGGCGCCUACCUCCUGUCUUUAUUGUCCGAAUCGGUAUCUGCAGCUGUGCAGCUGCAUUUUUCCUCUUAGCGCGUACAACAUCUUCUACGGGCCUUUACAGUGCAGGUGCACUAUUGGCAGUGACAAGCGCGACAGUUGUCACAGGUCUUAACAGCCUAGGCAGCUUUGAGGCGGCGGAGGCCGAUAGAGGGAAGACGCUUGGUGAGCUGAGGAGCUGGGGUCAAUUUGGACGGGCAUUGGGGCCGGUGGUGUUUUGUAGUUUGUUCUGGUGGGCUGGCAGGCACGUUGCUUAUACUAUGGGUGGGUGUUGUAUGCUGGUUGUUGCAGUUUUGGCUUUUGGUCUACUGAAGGCACCACCAUCGUCACCAUCAACAAAGGGCCAAGUAAAGAAGAAGGCAGAAAAAGCACUGUAA
Molecule: messenger RNA, 1377 nt
Organism: Endocarpon pusillum Z07020
Lineage: Eukaryota; Fungi; Ascomycota; Eurotiomycetes; Verrucariales; Verrucariaceae
Exons: 2
Coding region: 1-1377 (458 amino acids)
Biological process (GO): transmembrane transport
Cellular component (GO): brush border membrane
Molecular function (GO): transmembrane transporter activity
Source: RefSeq, a predicted model, not a curated record